Malassezia sympodialis ATCC 42132 is the source of this 339-nucleotide messenger RNA. RefSeq lists its product as uncharacterized. Gene Ontology annotation, biological process: translation. Gene Ontology annotation, molecular function: structural constituent of ribosome; large ribosomal subunit rRNA binding. Lineage: Eukaryota; Fungi; Basidiomycota; Malasseziomycetes; Malasseziales; Malasseziaceae. Bases 1 to 339 code for a protein of 112 amino acids. The record is from RefSeq and is a predicted model, not a curated record. Gene Ontology annotation, cellular component: ribosome; mitochondrial large ribosomal subunit. The transcript is spliced from 3 exons.
AUGUCAAAGGCAGGCGGCAAGGCCGCUGUAGCCACCAUUGUUAAGCUCAUGGUGCCUGCAGGAAAGGCUUCUGCACAGCCCCCUGUAGGACCGGCACUCGGUGCAAAAGGUGUCAAGGCUAUGGACUUUGCAAAAGAGUUCAACGCGCGCACAGCGGACCUGGAACCUGGGCUCUUGACACCGACAGUGGUCACGAUCCAGCCAGACCGCACAUUCAGCUUCAAAACACUAAGAGCUCGCAAACCCGGAGCGGAAGUCACGGGCACCAUCAGCAUUAAGCAUCUUUGCAAGGUGGUCGCCGGCAGUGCUCGCAGUCUUGGUAUCAAGAUUGUCCGCUAA